This is a messenger RNA of Fraxinus pennsylvanica, 1899 nucleotides long. NCBI's taxonomy places the organism in Eukaryota, Viridiplantae, Streptophyta, Magnoliopsida, Lamiales, Oleaceae. The record is from the annotation of a GenBank genome assembly.
AUGGUCAAUGUUCCGGUGAAGUGCAACCGCUCGAUCGAAGAACUCUCCAAACUCUUCAGCCGGAACUACGCUAUGACGAAUCGAAAUGGUCUUCUGUUGCAGAAUUGCAGCUCGCAUGUAGGAGAUUGUGUGAUUCGUAGCACCAUGGUGAAGUACCAUUUUUCCUUUGACGAGUGCGAUUCCCCGCCGGAAAAUAUAAGUUGUUAUUCGGGGGGCACUGAUGUCGGCGCGGAUUUUUUAAAUUAUAGAAUAGUGAAGGAAAGAGUGAAUUGUAGGAUUUUGUUUACGGCAAUUGCGAUGGAUUUGAAUGAAAAUGGUAAUAAUAUCAAUGGUCCAAGUGGAAGCUCCACCGUGGAGUUGAAUUUGCAGCAGGCGGAGCUGGGUUGGUGGCUGGAGGGGUUUUGUAAUAGUAGUAGUUGUCAUCCAAAAGCAAACUGUAAAAAUAUUGUCAAUGGAAACACGAAGGGGUUUCGUUGCAAGUGUAAUCCAGGGUAUGCCGGCGAUGGUUUCAGAGGCUUCGGUGCUAAAGGUUGCUGGAAAGGAACUUGCAACUUUUCAAAGUACAUGUCUGGUGGAUGUGGCAGAACUAGAAUAGGCAUUCUCAUUGGAGGAAUUGUUGGUGGAGCUUCGUUGGUGGUUAUUUUGGCUCUUGUCUGCUAUUGCAUAAAGAGACACACUAGAUCUUUGAAGAGUCAAACAAGUGCAAAGCGUCUGCUUUGCGAAGCUACAGGCAGAACCAGUUUCCCAUUCUAUCCUUAUAAAGAAAUUGAGAAAGCCACAAAUAGCUUUUCCGAAAACCAGAGGUUGGGAACGGGAGCCUAUGGCACAGUUUAUGCUGGAAAGCUCUACAAUGAUGAGUGGGUUGCGAUUAAGAAAAUAAGACAUCGAGAUCGCGACAGCAUUGAACAAGUAAUGAAUGAAAUCAAGCUUCUGUCCUCUGUGAGUCAUCCAAAUUUAGUUCGCCUCUUAGGCUGUUGCAUCGAUAAUGAUGAACAGAUACUUGUUUACGAGUAUAUGCCAAAUGGUACUCUAUCUCAGCAUCUGCAAAGAGAAAGAGGUUCUGUGCUACCAUGGACAGUACGCCUCACUAUUGCCAAUGAAACAGCUCAUGCAAUCGCUCAUCUUCACUCAGCAAUGGAUCCUCCAAUUUACCACAGAGACAUCAAAUCGAGUAAUAUAUUAUUAGAUUAUAAUUUCAACUCAAAAGUUGCAGACUUUGGUCUUUCAAGAUUUGGCAUGACAGAUGAUUCCCACAUUUCCACAGCACCUCAAGGGACUCCUGGCUAUGUAGAUCCUCAAUACCAUCAAAACUUCCAUCUUUCAGAUAAAAGUGAUGUUUACAGUUUCGGGGUGGUUCUGGUAGAAAUCAUCACAGCAAAGAAAGCAGUUGAUUUUUCCCGACCUCACUGUGAGAUUAAUUUGGCUGCACUUGCACUUGAUAGGAUUGGGAAAGGUCAAGUCGAUGAGAUUAUAGAUCCAUUUCUCGAGCCAAAUAGGGAUGCUUGGACUCUCUCUUCUGUACACAAAGUGGCCGAGCUCGCUUUUAGAUGCCUUUCUUUUCACAGGGACAUGAGACCUUCAAUGAUGGAGGUGGCAGAUGAACUAGACCAGAUCAAGCUUAGUGGUUGGGCACCAUUGGACGAGAUUAUAUGUAUGGGAUCUUCAGUGGCAUCUUCUUGUUCUUCACCAUACCUUGGAAGUGAGAAGUCACUAAAUACUAUGACAAAUAAAAAGUCCGGGAUAGGAAGUAGGAGACUGGUGGUUUCACAGAGGGCUGGGGAUGUCCUGCCUUCGAUGGAGGAGGCAAAGGACAAUUCACCUGUUUCUGUACAGGAUCCUUGGUUAAGUGAACAGAGCUCGCCAUCAUCGAACUGCUUACUAGGUAGUAGAGUUCGGUGA